Molecule: messenger RNA, 1816 nt
Organism: Humulus lupulus (European hop)
Lineage: Eukaryota; Viridiplantae; Streptophyta; Magnoliopsida; Rosales; Cannabaceae
Exons: 2
Coding region: 947-1411 (154 amino acids)
Source: RefSeq, a predicted model, not a curated record
UGGUAACAAAAGAAGAGGUAAAUCAACAGCCACUUCGAACUCUCGAUCAGUAAAAAGAGCAAAGUUCUCAUCAGCUUUGGCAGAUGCACUGGCAACAUAUAAUGAAACUGCAAAGCGAAAGACAGAAUUGAUAGAGAGAUCAAUGGCAACAUCUGCAUCACAUUACUUAUUGGAUGAGAGUGUUGAAGCUCUUAAUCAAAUUGAUGGAAUUAGUGGAGAAGUAUACACAAAAGCUAUUGAGAAGUUUGAGAACGAGGUGUCCAGAGCAUUAUUUCUAAAGAUGCCAGAGCAUAGAAGAAUAGAUUGGUUGCUGAAUUUGAAGUGAAAAAGUUUAGACUUUGUUUAGCUAUGAACAAGAUGACUUUAUUUAGCUAUUAACUUUAGUUUUGUUUAGCUUUUGACUGGAUGACUUUGUUGAGCUAUUGACUGGAUGACUUUAUUAGAUAUUGACUGGAUGACUUUGUUUAGCUAUUGACUGGAUGACUUGUUAGAUAUUGACUGGAUGACUUUGUUUAGCUAUAGACUGGAUGACUUGUUUUGCCUAUUUUGUUUUAUGGUUUGACUUUGACUUUGAGUGUUUAUAUAUUUUUUAUAUAUUGAAUGUAAAAUUUAAAAAAAAUUUCUACUAUCAGGAUAAAAUGUCUUUAAACGUUGCUCGGUUCAACAAGGAUAAUUUACUGGACGAUUCAGAUGAUGAGUUUGGAGAGAUUUUGCUAUAUUUUUCUUGCGAGGAAUAUAAUCAAUUAUAUCUAUCUAAACAACCUUGUAGAAAUUCAGCUCUUUCAGGCCAUGAAUACGUUAUGGAAGUGUUGCACGGGCAUUGGAGUAGGUGUUAUGAUUUGUUCAGAAUGAACAAAGAUGUCUUCAAAUUAUUUUGUGGUGUUCUAAAAGAAAAAAAAAUUUAUUGAAGAACUCACGAUAUCUGUCUGUUGAAGAACAAGUGGCUAUGUUCUUAUUUGUGAUUGGCCAUAAUGAACGACAUCGUGUGGUUGCUGAACGAUUUCAGCACUCCAUCUCAACCACAUCACAUUAUUUUAGGAAGGUUUUGAAGGCAAUAUGUCGUUUAUCCAAAGAACUAAUUACUCCACCUUCAUUUGAUGUAACUCCUCCACAAAUUCGAUUCGAUCCAAGAUACUAUCUAUUUUUUAAGAAUUGUGUUGGAGCUAUAGAUGGGACUCAUAUUUCUGCACAUGUUCCAAUUGAUGAACAAAUACCAUAUCGAGGUCGAAAAGAGGAUACAACUCAGAACGUUACGUGUGUAUGUUCAUUUGACAUGAAGUUCACAUACGUUGUUCCUGGAUGGGAAGGAUCAGCUAAUGAUGCAUGGAUUCUUCUAGAAUGUGCCACAAACCCAGAUUAUGGAUUUCUAAUGCCGCCCCAAGGUAAGUAUUUAUCAAACUUAUUGUGUUGAUUGACAUUAUUUUAUAUUAAACAUCUAUAAGUAAAAACUAACAUAAAUUAUCAUUGGACCAGGAAAAUAUUAUCUUGUUGAUUCUGGCUAUACAAACAUGCCUGGUUUUCUUUCACCAUAUCGAGGAGAAAGGUAUCAUUUGGGCCAGUACACAGAUCAUAAUCCCAUAGGCAAAAAAGAGCUCUUCAAUUAUCGACACUCUUCCUUGAGAAAUGUCAUUGAGCGGUGUUUCGGCGUGUUGAAGACUCGCUUUCCCAUCCUAAAACAAAUGCCUUCAUAUGAUCUAAGAAUACAAAAGUACAUUGUCAUUGCUUGCUGCGGGAUUCACAAUUUUAUAAGGACAAAUGUAGAAGCAGAUGUAUAUUUUGAUGGAGGUGAAGGAAAUUCUGAAGUACAAGCCACUAC